GUCGCACAGGAAUGUUCCAGUUCAAAGCCAUUGUCACCUGCUCAUUCCGGGCAUUGAUCGAGGCCUUAAUCACCAUGUACUAGACUCUCAGGAUUAAUCCCCAAUUUCCUUUGGAACCAAGUAGGGUCCAUUCAGCCCUCAUGACUGACUGAUUUAAUAGGGACACCCAACCUAAUUUCUGUUAUAUAUGCCAAGUCACGAACAAGAGAAGUUUAAUUAUUGGUCAACCUGGCAUUCAAUAGCAGUAGUUGGAAGCCAAGGUCUGAUAACCAGACAUAAGGAAAUAGCCUUGAAUCAACUGGAGACACUGAAAUCGUCUUCCCCAGGACCAGCUAGCCCUGCCAUAUCUCUUGUCCAAGAUACUGUUGUCUGCUCCUUCUCUUCCCAAAAGGCCAAGUCUCCCUGACCUGUACCAUCCAUCCCAUUGAUAAAGGCCUCCAUCCAAUCCUAAAUUAACAAUCUUUCUCCCUCUCUGGUUAGCCAGUUCCUGUGAAUUGCUUCUGAUGUAGCAUGCAGUGAUCUGCCAGUCAGCUGCAUUCCCAUCACACAUCCACACCACACUCCCAAACCCCCUCUCCCACUCUCAUAUGGGGUUAUGAGGGGCAAAAUAGGUGCUCACCACUGGCUGGAUCAACCCAGAAAUUACAGUCCCUCCUCCACAUACAGUAACAUCCAGAGGAAAUCUAGGUGAUCUCAUCAGUUGGCUCCAAAUACUGAUUGAAAAUCCUUUCAUUUCUCAUUCAGUGCUGUGCAGAAGAGUCCUUGGGCACAUGCUGCCAAAAGGUGGCACGAAUGGAUACAUUUCUUUUGCAGUCAAUACCAUUUGUAAAAGACAAAAUGGCUUCUGCUCAGAGUGACAGACUCCAUGGCAGGUGCAGGGCAGAAGCCAAUCUCCAGCUCUGCUACUGGGCCAGUUUUGCUCCUUGGCACUCACCCAUGGCAACCAGAAGCAUAAAUCUCUGAAUUUAAGGUUCUCUGUGUUGCCACCAUUGCUGUCCACUAGCUGAUCGACAGUAUCCCCAACUCUAAUCUGGAGCACCUCUAAUCAUUUGAUUGAGUGCCAUAGUUACUGUUUUUUUCUGGGCUGGAAAAAUGUUGUAUCUAGGUCACCUUAAAGGGCCUAGCUAUGGUCACCUCCAACAAUCAUUGCUAACUCUUUUGAUGCAGAUUGGAUUUGCUCUUUUUAUUUAUUUGUAUUCCUUUUUUAAUUAAAAAGAGCAAAACAGAAACAAUAGUGAUGGUAUCGUUGGGAAAGCGAAGGAAAAAUGCUUUGACAAAAAGAAAAAAUACAACAAAUACAGGAGUAAAAAGAGGGGAAGAGAUUGGAGUGGGCUGUUGUAAUUUGUCUAGAGUGGAUUAUGCCACUAUUGAAUAUUCACUAUAUAGAUAUAUUACUUCGUUCUGUAUUUCCUUCUCUGGUACACCAUAGGGACAUCUUAAUUUAGUGAAUGUCAAAGUCCAAAAGAAUAAUCUGGAAAUUUAUUAUUUGGGUUGCUUAAAAAGAGUGUUCUGAACUUUGCUUUUGUUUAAUGAUUAACAAGUUGAAAACUAGCAGAACUAAAUGAUUUAAAGACAAAACAGAGUGAUCUACAUCAUGUCUGAAAGACCAAUUUGCAUUGCUGAUUUUGAAAAGUUUGCUAAGAAAUUUCUUCAAAAGUCUGUGUACGAUUACUAUAAGUCUGGGGCUGAUGAUCAGCAAACCUUAGCUGAAAAUGUAGCUGCAUUUUCAAGAUUAAGACUAUACCCCCGGAUGUUGAAAAAUGUGUCAACCUUGGACCUGUCAACUUGUGUCUUGGGAGAGAAAAUCAGUAUGCCAAUAUGCAUUGCAGCCACUGCCAUGCAGUGCAUGGCUCAUGCAGAUGGGGAAAUUGCAACUGCUAGAGCCUGUAGGUCAGCAGGAACAGGGUUGAUGCUGAGUUCAUGGUCCACAACAUCUAUAGAAGAAGUUGCUCAGGCAGCUCCAAAGACAAUUCUCUGGUUGCAGCUGUAUAUUUAUAAGGACCGGCAGGUCACCAGGUCUUUGGUGCAUCGGGCUGAAAAAGCUGGAUACAAAGGCAUUUUUGUGACUGUGGACACCCCGUAUCUCGGAAAACGCUUAGAUGAUGUACGCAACAAGUUUCAUCUGCCUCCGCAUCUCAGAAUGAAAAAUUUUGACACCAACGAUCUGGCAUUUUCAUCCGAAAAGGGUUAUGGUGAAAACAGUGGCCUGUCUGUUUAUGUAGCAGAGGCAAUUGAUCCAUCAAUCAACUGGGAUGAUUUGAAAUGGCUCAGAGGACUGACUUCAUUGCCCAUUGUUGCUAAAGGAAUCCUCCGAGCUGAUGAUGCUAGAGAAGCAGUAAAGCUUGGCGUAAAUGGGAUUUUGGUAUCAAAUCAUGGCGCACGUCAACUGGAUGGUGUUCCAGCUACUAUUGAGGUCCUGCCUGAAAUCAUAGAUGCAGUGGAAGGGAAAACUGAAGUAUUUCUAGAUGGUGGAAUAAGAAAAGGCACAGAUGUUCUCAAAGCCCUGGCUCUUGGGGCCAAAGCAGUCUUUGUAGGAAGGCCUGUAAUCUGGGGUCUUGCCUACCAGGGCGAAGAUGGUGUGAAAGAAGUUCUUCAGAUAUUGAAAGAAGAGUUCAAAUUAGCAAUGGCGCUCUCUGGUUGUCCAAAUGUAGAAGCAAUAGACAGAACAUUGGUACGGAGAGUUCAGUGGGAAGCUUCCAGGAUGUAGCUGCAUGUGUUGUACAAACCUCAGCUGGUUGUGUAUUUGUUGUUACUUAUCAAGAAUUUGGAAUUAAAAAUAAAUGAAAGCUUCCAGGACAAGUCUUA
Messenger RNA from Crotalus tigris (Tiger rattlesnake), 2805 nucleotides. RefSeq names its product hydroxyacid oxidase 1 (gene HAO1). Bases 1595 to 2707 code for a protein of 370 amino acids. The record is from RefSeq and is a predicted model, not a curated record. Gene Ontology annotation, molecular function: oxidoreductase activity; FMN binding. The transcript has 8 exons. Lineage: Eukaryota; Metazoa; Chordata; Lepidosauria; Squamata; Viperidae.